GAGCAGCAAACCAACACAAGUGGGAUGGUCGCCGCCAAAUUAUGCCUUGACGUACCGUGGUGAUCCUUGUAUGCGCAUGCAUGCAAAGCUGCGUGAAUGCACAGGGCGCCACUGUAGCCGCAGCCAACUUCAUCUCCACCCAGAAACCCGGCAACCGAGCGCUAAACGCUACCGUCAGUAACUCAGCUACGAUCGACCCUCCACUGCAAUCGACACAACGGCCACCAGGAUCUUCGCCUCCGAAGCCAAACAAGGAGGACCCUGAUGGCCCUUCGAACCCAAGAAAUGACGCCACAGAACCGUCGAAGCCUCCCGGCAACGACUACAUGUGCGGCAAUUACCGAGGAUGCUAUCCAUGGGCAGCCGUCUAUGUUGCAGUAGGUUUGUUUGUCAUACUCUUGAUGGGGAUGGUGUACGUCAUCUACAAACGGCGAAGUGUGCGUCGAUUUGUGAGCAACGUCCACUCGCCUCCCUUACUGGAAAUGCACAAUGGUCGCGCGAAGAAGCACGUGGUAGAAGGACGGGCGCCAGGCGUGCAGACUCUGCCAGACGUCAUUCCCCCGCGGAGCCCUUCCACCGUAGACCACACUCGUAUGCUGCACCGACAACACUAAUCCAACCACUUUGCUCCAUGAGUUGCAUCUGAA
Molecule: messenger RNA, 647 nt
Organism: Aphanomyces astaci
Lineage: Eukaryota; Oomycota; Saprolegniomycetes; Saprolegniales; Verrucalvaceae
Exons: 2
Coding region: 81-614 (177 amino acids)
Source: RefSeq, a predicted model, not a curated record